This is a messenger RNA of Klebsormidium nitens, 2047 nucleotides long. NCBI's taxonomy places the organism in Eukaryota, Viridiplantae, Streptophyta, Klebsormidiophyceae, Klebsormidiales, Klebsormidiaceae. The record is from the annotation of a GenBank genome assembly.
GUGAACAGCCUGAGGUCGACGAAGGAGGCGAAGCGGAUGGUGGUGGUGCUGCUGUCUCUUGUAUGCCUGCCUGGAAGAAAGCACAGCAGGCAGUUGGUUCUUCCUACACCAGAGCAUUGCUGACACCACGGCUGCACCUUCCUUCUCGCUCAGAGUGCUACUCAGCAGAACAUGGCACACGCUCUAGCGAGAGCCCGGGGCGCGGCGGCCUUCUUCCAGGGCUCGCUGACCAUACGAGCAUCUUUCCAGGAGGGCACAACUGCAGCCAUCAGUGUGCAAACCCCUUUCUGCGGGCACUCCGGCACUUUUCCAAGGUUCUCCGAGCUCCCCGUCAGCUUUCAGCGGUGGCAGUCACAGAGCUCCUCAGGCAGUCAUUCUCAAAAGGUGUCGGUGGUGGCGAAUGGAGCGCAGGCGCCAGUGUCGGGGUUCGGCCAUGGAUGCGCUUCGGAAGGGCCGGUUUCCUCUGGAGCCUCAGUCUCCCGCGAAACAGUGCGGUCUACUUUCGAUGGGGCCACCUUAGCCGCAACCGAAAGUGGCGCAGCGCAAAAUGGAGUUCACAACGCUCACUCUCAUUGUUCUCCAGAUGAUCCCCAUCCUGGCAGCUCUUUAGGUGAUAAAAGCGGGGGCGCAAGUGACGCGCUAACUUUAGUGGUUGUUGGGGGGGGCGCCGCGGGCAUUUUUGGUGCCAUUCGGGCCAAGGAAGCGUGUCCUGAUCUGGAGGUGGUUGUGCUUGAAAAGAGUGCCCCGCUCUCAAAGGUGCGCAUCUCGGGGGGCGGGCGGUGCAAUGUGACCACAGGGCUUCAUAUUGAACCGGGGCCACUAUCGGGCCAGUACCCUCGGGGCCAUCGGGAGCUGCGCGGGGCCUUCUUUCGGACGCACGGACCAAAGGAGACAGUAGAGUGGUUCGAGGCGCGAGGGGUGGCUCUGAAGAAAGAAGACGACGGGCGCAUGUUCCCCGUCACCAACACUUCAGCGACCGUCAUAGACUGCCUGCUGAGUGAGGUGCAGCGCCUCGGCGUCAAGCUGAGAAACGGCACCAACGUGCUGUCAGUCCGGAGGCUGCCUGGGGGGCACUUCGAAUUGACGUUGGGGCCCGUUACACGGCCCAGCGUGAUGACGUCAGACUUCCUGAUGCUGGCAACGGGGAGUGCCCAGAGGGGGUAUGAGCUGGCGGGAGCCUUGGGCCACACCGUCAUCGACCCCCGGCCGAGCCUGUUCACAUUCUGCACGCCUGAUACGGACCUUACAGCACUUGCGGGAGUAAGCUUUCCGCAAGUUGGGGGGGAGCUCCACUUGGAGGGACAGAGGAAGCCACCCCCCGGUUUGCAACAGGAAGGUCCGCUGCUGAUCACGCACUGGGGCCUGAGUGGACCGCUGGUGUUAAAACUCUCGGCUUGGGGGGCCCGGGGCCUCUUUGACACUGCGUACAAAGGCUCGCUGGUCGUCGACUUCCUCCCGGGCAUGCAAGCCGCGGCGGUCGCUCAGGAGAUGCUCGCGUACAGAACGCGCGCAGGGAAGAAGAAGCUCGCGAGCGGAGGCCCGCCCGCGCUCGACCUGCCGCGGCGCUUCUGGCUGUACCUGCUGCAAAAGGAGGGGUUGGACCCUGAGUUGACGUGGGCUCAAGCUCCGGGCAAGCCCCUCCAAAAACUGACGGACUCGCUCAAGCGACGACCGUUUAUCAUCGCCGGAAAGGGUCAAUUUAAAGAUGAGGUCGUUAAGGCCGGAGGGGUGCCGCUGAAGGAGGUGACGCUCGCCACGAUGGAGAGCCGCGUGUGCCGGGGGCUCUUUUUGGCAGGCGAGCUCCUUGACGUGGACGGCGUCACGGGGGGGUUCAACUUCCAGAACGCUUGGACGGGAGGAUACAUUGCAGGCUCCACCAUUGCAAGGGCUGCCGGGGAGUUACUUGCAGCAGCAGGCACGCACCUCGAGUUUGAAGAAGAGGCCCAGGCAGCAAGUUGCUGAUUGAUUUAUUACAAGGACAUUCAGUCGGUUCUGCACUUUGUGAGAGAUAAGGGCCAGAUCGUCGAGAUCCUCUCCUUCUGCUGCG